CACCAAACCCGCUCCCUUCUGCGCGCUCCGUGUCGGACCGCAGCCACCGGGAGCCUUUUAACCGGGUGCAGUGUUCUGGGCCGAGCUGAACUGAGUGGCUUUUUGCGAGGCGGCGUGUUUGGAGCGGGUCUCUGGCGGUCGUUCAGCCGGAGUUAACUCGCCCACCGGCGGCGCACAAAACCUGGGAGAGCCGGGUCAGCCGAGCGGCGCAGCCCGGCGCCCCGCCCCGUGAAAAAGCCCCUUUCUCAGUCUGUGGACCGAGUACGACGCUUAUUUACGUGGUUCCAGACGUGGAGCCAGCCGUCUAGCCUUCCCGCUUUAGCAGCAAUGAAGUUGGGUCAACGAAGCUCAAGUCAGUUUGAACUUCGCCGUUCCACCUUAAACGGCGCAGCAGUUACCUUCAGCGGGUUGAGGCCUCGAGGCUUCAGAAUGGAACCGCUGCACCGUUUAAGGUGGAACGGGGGAAUUCGAAUAGGAAGCCAACUUUAGCCUCGUAGUUGGGUCACUUCAUGGAUCGCCGAUUAGCGGUGUAGCCGCUCGGCUGGCCGAUAAAUGAACUGAACAGCCCGGGGACCUGAAACGUUUUCAGCUGCCAAGAUUUCGGCUUUGAGUCGAAGUCACAGCCACCAGUCGCCAUUAUGUUGACCGGCUCUUCGACCCUGACCCACAGAAAGUCCUGCAGGGAGUCAUUGACAUGAAGAAUGCAGUCAUCGGAAACAACAAGCAGAAGGCCAACCUGAUUGUGCUGGGAGCCGUGCCCAGGCUCUUAUAUUUACUCCAGCAGAGCUCUUCCAGCGCAGAGUUGAGGACAGAAUGUGCGGUGGUGUUGGGCAGCUUGGCCAUGGGCACCGAAAACAACAUCAAGUCCCUGGUGGACUGUCACAUCAUCCCCGCCCUGCUACAAGGUCUCUUGUGUCCUGACCUGGUCUUCAUUGAGGCCUGUCUGCGUUGUUUAAGAACAGUUUUCAUCAGUCCUGUCACACCCGUGCAGCUGCUCUACACGGACCCCACUGUGAUCCCUCACCUGAUGUCUCUGCUGAGCCGGUCCCAGCGCACACAGGAGUACAUCACACAGAUCUUCUCUCACUGCUGCAAGACUGCAGAGCAUCAAACCGUUUUAUUCAACCAUGGUGCCAUACAGAACAUCGCGCCUCUGCUCAUCUCUCCAUCCUACAAGGUACGAAUGCAGGCAUUAAAAUGUUUCUCCGUCCUGGCAUACGAGAACACUCAGGUGUCCAUGACUCUGGUGAAUGUGCUGGUGGACGGGGAGCUGCUCUCUCAGGUUUUUGUCCGAAUGAUGCAAAGGGAUAAACCCAUCGAAAUGCAGCUGACAGCAGCCAAAUGUUUAACAUACAUGUGUCGAGCAGGAGCCAUCAGGACGGACGAUAACUGUAUUGUGCUAAAGACUCUGCCGUGCCUGGUGCGGAUGUGCAGUAAGGACCGGUUGUUGGAGGAGCGAGUGGAGGGGGCGGAGACUCUGGCCUUUCUCAUGGAGCCGGACGUGGAGCUGCAGCGGAUAGCCAGCAUCACUGACCACCUGGUGGCCAUGCUAGCAGACUACUUCAAAUACCCCAGCUCGGUCAGCGCCAUCACCGACAUCAAGAGGUUGGACCAUGACCUGAAACAUGCUCAUGAGCUCAGGCAAGCAGCCUUUAAGCUCUACGCCUCUCUGGGCUCUAACGAUGAGGACAUUCGGAAAAAGAUCACAGAGACUGAGAACAUGAUGGACAGGAUAGUGAGCGGCCUUUCCGAGUCCAGCAUCAAGGUCCGCUUAGCCGCCGUCAGAUGUCUCCACAGUUUGUCGCGAUCUGUGCAGCAGCUGAGGACGAGUUUCCACGACCACGCCGUAUGGAAGCCGCUAAUGAAGUUAUUACAGAACGCCCCAGACGAGGUGCUGGUCAUGGCCUCUUCAACACUAUGCAAUCUUCUACUGGAGUUUUCACCCAGCAAAGAGCCCAUCCUGGAGUCAGGGGUGAUUGAGUUACUAUGCAGCUUAACACAAAGCGACAGUCCAGCGCUGAGAGUCAACGGCAUCUGGGCUCUUAUGAACAUGGCCUUUCAGGCAGAUCAGAAGGUGAAGGUGGAGAUCAUGAGGGCGCUCGGGACAGAACAGCUUUUCCGGCUCCUCUCGGACCCCGACGCCAACGUGCUUAUGAAGACGCUCGGCCUGCUGCGGAACCUGCUCUCCACGCGGCCACACAUAGACCAGAUCAUGAGCUCACACGGCAAGCAGAUCAUGCAGGCAGUUACACUGAUCCUGGAGGGAGAGCACAGCAUAGAGGUCAAGGAGCAGACGUUGUGCAUACUGGCUAACAUUGCUGAUGGCAACACAGCCAAAGAGCUCAUCAUGACCAAUGAUGACAUGCUCCAGAAAGUCAAAUACUACAUGGGUCACUCGAAUGUGAAGUUGCAGCUGGCUGCCACCUUCUGCAUCUCCAACCUGGUGUGGAACGAGGAAGAUGGUUCCCAGGAGAGGCAGGACAAGUUAAGGGAAAUGGGCUUUGUAGAUAUUUUACACAAACUCACCCAGGCGUCCGAUCCAAACCUCUGUGACAGAGCGAAGACAGCGAUGCAGCAGUAUUUGGCGUGACGCUGAGUGAUGAAGGCAGGAAACCUCCUGAUUCAACAGCAGCUGAGAAGUUGGGCCUCCCUGGUUGUUUUGAUUGGGGUCUUUUUGUUUUUCGUUUGGAGUUUUUGGCUUUUUUUUUUUUUUUCGGGUUUCGUUGCACAAGACACCUUUUGACUCCUCGGAUUAACCCCGUAACCUAGAGACACGGUUGCCAGGGGCAACACCGCAUGACGGUUUGGGCUUUCAGACGUUUUGGCUUCUACUUUUUGUGCUGAACUUGUAGAAGAUGAUUUUGUUUUUGUUUUUUGUUUGUUUUUUGUUUUUUUCCCUUUUUGGACUUGAUGUGAUCUGUUAAAGAAAAAGACUCUUCUGCUUGUGCUGCAGUGCCACCUGGUGGUUUGGAAGCUUUGGUGCUUUGGACUCCGUCGAGAGGAGACCGAAGGGUCUCGAGACUGCUAAGCUAAACAGACUAAGGGCAGGGUCAAAAGGAGCGUCGCCUCCGUGUUUCAGUUGCUGACUCGUUAUUGAUAUUAUUAUAUUAUUAUCUUAUUAAUUAUUAAUGUUGUUUUAAGAGGGGCUUUGUUAGGAGGAGACAAAGUUAAAAAAGACUGCUUUUUGUGGAUACAUACCUCGUAAAUAUAUAUAUAUAUAUAAAUAUAUAUAAAUAUAUUUUUCUCGAUUUAUAAUUUUCCCUCAGAUUUUCUUUUCCCUCUGUGCUUUCCUCUAAAUGAUGAAGGUUAUUUGGAGGGGGCGAGGAGACGUCUGGUGGAAGACGGCGCCGUGAGGACUAUUUUUGAGUGUGAGGGGUGAAACAGCCGUUAAAAACAAUACAGAAAAGUAGAAUCAUGCCACUAAAAAUAAAAAUGAAUUGAAGAUAUUAUCGAAGCUCCUAAUGAAAUCGAUGAUUUUUGAAUUUCAUUUCGAGUUCAUAUAUUAAUGUUUAUUAAUUCAAUUGAACGGGUUUUUGACCCUUAAUUAGCUUUAAGUUUUUCACUGUUAUUUCACUUUUAUCUUUAAUAAAGUUCUGCAAACGUCUCCCCUCAGACUUCCAUGGUGGGAGUCCGCAGACAGUCCAGCCCCCUGUGGAAGGUGAAGAGCUGUUUGUUUUUGCCACUCUUUGUUGUUCUGUCUUUUCUUUUCCAUGGACCAGAAUCGGCCUCCUCACAACCCCUGACCUCCAGCACUCGGUCCCUCUUUUUGGAGCUUUAGAAUGAAUGUUUCUAUUGAAAUAUAUGCAGACUUCUGCCAUGGAG
Pygocentrus nattereri (red-bellied piranha) is the source of this 3822-nucleotide messenger RNA. RefSeq names its product armadillo repeat containing 8 (gene armc8). The record is from RefSeq and is a predicted model, not a curated record. Gene Ontology annotation, biological process: proteasome-mediated ubiquitin-dependent protein catabolic process. Gene Ontology annotation, molecular function: protein binding. Lineage: Eukaryota; Metazoa; Chordata; Actinopteri; Characiformes; Serrasalmidae. Bases 695 to 2590 code for a protein of 631 amino acids. The transcript is spliced from 22 exons. Gene Ontology annotation, cellular component: GID complex.